AUGGCGUCCUCUGCCGUCGACCUGACAUCGCUCGCUGAGGCAUGCUUCACCUACCCUUCGAUCGAUAACCACACCCAUAACCUGCUCCUCCCGAAAUGCGCUAUGGACCCCCCGUUGCAUAUCAUGACCACCGAAGCUCUAGGACCACCACUGGACGAUGUCUGGUGGGGGAUGUCCCAUAUCCGUGCGCGGAACAUGCUUUGCGAGGUGUAUGGUCUCCCGGCAGGAAGCACCUGGGAGGAGAUGCUCAAGGCUCGCCAGGCGAUGGAUUACGAGGAGAUGUGCAAGCUCAAUUUUGGAAAGAUUGGAAUACAGUGCCUUCUGCUCGAUGAUGGACUGAAUAACCUUGCGGAGACGUGUUAUGAUUAUAAGUGGCAUGAUAGGCUCACUACCAGUCCGACGAAGCGUAUUGUUCGCAUCGAGGUGUGCGCACAGGAUAUUAUCAUGUCCAUUCUGCGCAAGGCGGGACGCAACGCAUCCCAGAUAGAACUCCUUCCAGAAAUCAAAACGCAGAUCGAGGCAUUCAUCCGCACCUGCGUCGCCGAUCCCGAAGUAGUGGGAUUCAAGAGCAUCGCUGCCUAUCGCACCGGACUGGAUAUCGUCCCCUGGCCAGAGGCGGAGGGGGACCCAGUGUGCGGGCUUGAGGGCUUGAUGAAGCAGUGGGUGGCUGGAGGAACCCUGAGGAUUUCGAGAAAGGAGAAGAGGUUCGAGGAUUGGUUGAUCAGGACGCUGCUCAGGCUGAUCGGGGACAAACCCUUGCAGUUCCAUACCGGGCUGGGAGACACGCAUAUGCGGUUGUUCAAGGGUGACCCUGCGCACCUGCAGGAACUUUGUGAGGAGUUCCCCGACGCAAGAAUCGUGCUUCUUCACUCGGCGUACCCGUACACUCGCCAGGCAGGAUAUCUCGCGACAUGCUUCAAGAAUGUCUACUUGGAUUUUGGCGAGGUCUUCCCCCAGGUUGCGGCGCACGGACAACGCGACAUCAUCCGACAAAUGAUGGAAAUCACGCCUAUGACGAAACUUCUCUGGUCUACCGACGCGCACCAUCAUCCCGAGUGCUACUAUGUCUCGACGCGCCAAUCACGAGAGGCGCUCUUUGAGGUGAUCUCCGAGUUUGUGCAGCGCGGCGAGCUCAGCAUUGCCGAAGCGGUGGAUGGUGUGCAGAAGAUGCUCUUCCAUAACUCCAAUAAAGCGUACAACCUCGGGCUGAAACCGAUUCCGACUGGCCUGCCUAUCCCGCCCUCUGUUGGACUCUCCCCUAGUCUAGACACCGCCCGCACUUUCCUCAAGCUGGAUGAGCUAGUUGCUGCAGGCAUCAAGUAUGUCCGCGUCUCCUGGCUUGACUAUACCAACAAUUUCCGCUUCCGCCUCAUGCCAACAUCCCGGUUCAUCCAUGUUGCCCGCUCUUCCAAUCCCGGAAUUAACCUGACCAUGGCGACUCUCGGACUCGGGCAGACGGACAUGAUGGCCCGUGGGUUCUCGGGCAUCGGCGAGCACCUAUACAAGUUCGAUCUGAGCACACUGCGCCGCCUGCCUGAGGAGAUCGCCAAGGACCACGCGAGCGUCAUGGGCUGGUUCGAGUCCAAGGAUCGGAGUAUCGAGACGCGUAACCCUCUCUGUCCCCGGUCGUUCGUGGAGCGUUUUGAGAAAGAAGCGAAGGAGAAGUUCGGCGCGACAAUGCUCGUCGGGUUCGAAACAGAGUUCAUCCUACUCGAGAAUAUUGACCCGCCCAGCCCGGCGCAAAUCGGCGGUUGGUCCACCAGCUUGAAGCACAGGACGGGCAGUGUCGCGGCCGCGUGCUGCGAGGAGAUUGCCAGCACCAUCCAGGCAGCGGGUAUCGAGUUGCAGAUGUUCCAUGCUGAGAGCGGGCCAGGACAGUAUGAGAUCGUCACUGGCCCGUUACCACCGUUGGCGGCGUGCGACGCGAUCGUACUCACGAGGGAUAUCAUGUACCAUGUUGCGGCCAAGUAUGGCCUCAAGGCGACGCUGGUCCCCAAGCCUUUCCUCAAACCGAAGGCAGAUUACGCUGCCUCUGCAACGCAUGCCCACCUCUCUAUCAAGUCUGACCCCCCGGCGCCGGGUUCAAAUCAUCCCGACGUCCCGAACCUUCCAGCGGACUUCGCUUCCUUCAUGGCCGGCGUCCUCGCUCACCUCCCCGCAAUUGCAUGCUUCACGCUCUCAACACAGCCGUCCUACGCGCGUGUAGUGGACGGCAAUUGGUCAGGGGGCACUUGGGUCGUGUGGGGACGUGACAACCGAGAAGCUCCUCUCCGCCUUUGCGGAGGAUACAACGGCGCCGGGUUCAAUGUUGAGCUCAAGACUCUUGAUGGAACCGCCAAUCCAUAUCUCGCUAUUGGGGCUGUGAUCGCUGCUGGCUUGAUGGGCGUGGAGAAGAGGACAACGUUGACGCAAAGGAAUGCGCUGGGCAUUGUGGACCAUAUGACUCCAGCAGAAAGGGAGAAGAUAGGUGCUAAGUUGCGGAUCCCGAGGAGCUGGGAGGUGGCAAGGGAGACUUUGUUGCAUGAUCGCGAAUUCCAGAAGGUAGUAAGCAUGGAGGUCGUUAACGCAUGGAUCUCGGUCAAGGAGGCGGAGAAACUGCUUGCAAGCACGUAUGAUGACCCGCACAAGUUCUACACUACCUACUAUUAGGUAUUCUUGUCAUUUGGAUUCUGGUCUCCAGGGUUGUUCGCUCUACAUACACGCC
Molecule: messenger RNA, 2704 nt
Organism: Dacryopinax primogenitus
Lineage: Eukaryota; Fungi; Basidiomycota; Dacrymycetes; Dacrymycetales; Dacrymycetaceae
Product: glutamine synthetase/guanido kinase
Exons: 5
Coding region: 1-2649 (882 amino acids)
Molecular function (GO): glutamine synthetase activity; hydrolase activity
Source: RefSeq, a predicted model, not a curated record